AAAGAAAGAAAGAGACGUGGAAACGGACCAUCCAUCAGGUUGGACCGCAGCUACCACACCCACACCAGAUUGGCCCUCCUCCUCCCCACCUUCAUCACCCCCCAAAGUCCUCCGUUAAUCUUCCCUCGUCCCCGGUCCAAAUUCCAAGCUCCAACACAAAAGGAGGCCAAAGCCUCUCGAGUCUUCCUACCCCUCGCCGCGGUUCCACUUCCAGCCUUAAACUCCGCCCUUUAUAUUUUCUGCAGCGUCUUCUUGGUGGCGAGUCAAGAAUCCCGCUGCUCUACCGACGCCGCGGUUGGUUGUUGCCGGAGGUGGAGGAGGAGGUUGCGGCCGGCCGGCAUACGAUGACCGAGGACGCCAGAGGGCGGGCGGUCAACCCGGCCUGCCCCAACGCCGCCAACCCCUUCCACCGCUGCGCGGAGUACUGCCCCGUCGCCGCCCCGGCGGGCAAGUCCCCGGCGCAGAACGGGACAGGGACGCACGGCGACGGAGCGGGAGGGGCGAGGCAGCAGGCGGUCAACCCGGACUGCCCCAACGCCGACAACCCCUUCCACCGCUGCGCCGACUACUGCCCCGUCGCGGCCCCGGCGGCCAAGUCUCCCCCUCUGCCGCCGGGCCUCGGGGGCCAGAACGGGAGGACGCACAGCGACGGCGACCUGCAGCCCAGGACGCGCCGCCGCGACAGGGCCGGCGGCUCCGGCUCCGGCGGCCUCCCCCUCUACGUCUUCCUGCGUGAGGGCGCCUCGGACGGGGAAGGCAAGAAGGUGGAUCCCCGGUGCCCCAACGCGGCCAACCCCUUCCACGUCUGCACCAACCACUGCCUCGCCAAGAUGGUCGAAGGCGGCCGCUCGUCGGAGGGCGGCAAGUCCCCCAUUUCCCUCUUCUCCCGCCACUCCGGUCGCUCCACCUCCUCCUCCGAAGAUGGCAGUGUCAAGUCCGGCGGCAGCAAGAAGGCGGAUCCGAAGUGCCCGAAUGCCGGCAACCCUUUUCAUGAAUGUGGAGAGCAUUGUGCCAUCAAGAUGAAAGAGCUGGAGAAGCAGAAGAAGGCCGAUAAGAAGUCGCCGCGCAAGAAAGGUGGGAAGGAUGGUGUGGUGGUGCAAAAUUGGAAGGUUGAUCCGAGGUGCCCAAAUGCGGGCAACCCAUUCCAUAUAUGCGCCCAGUACUGUUUCGAUCAUUUGAAUGAAGCGGCAUCAACACCUACAAGCAAGCCAGACUCGAGAAAGGGAAAGGCUGUCAUGAAAGCUGAGCCAACAGGAGAAACCAAUCCUGAUUGUGUCAAUGCAUCCAAUCCUUACCACAAGUGUGGAGAAUAUUGCAAAAGAAAUGGCAACAGAUAGAUGAGGCUGUCAAGAUAUGGUCUCUCCGGAUGAAUAGAUGAUGAUGGUGAAAAAUAAGUGAUUCUCGCGACAUUAGCCAUUUCUAAGUUGCAGUAAGUAGUAGCUGUGCCUUGUCCGGCUCAUUUUGUAGUUUGGCUGCAGCGGCCCCGUCUUUCGGGUGCUCGCGUGUAUAUUUUUCUUUACAUCUAUAUACAUAUACAUAUUCUUCAUGGUGUUGUUCAUGCAAGAUCAACGAGUUUGCGUUGUUGCAUAUAUAGGCCAGUGUCAUGUAUUGCCAGAAUGUUGCCAGAAUGUAUAGGGGUCAUAUUCUUUUGUAAGACGUUGCUAUUAAGCCUGGUCUUUUUUCCCCUCAA
This is a messenger RNA of Hordeum vulgare subsp. vulgare (domesticated barley), 1690 nucleotides long. RefSeq lists its product as uncharacterized. NCBI's taxonomy places the organism in Eukaryota, Viridiplantae, Streptophyta, Magnoliopsida, Poales, Poaceae. Gene Ontology annotation, cellular component: catalytic step 2 spliceosome; Prp19 complex; post-mRNA release spliceosomal complex. The coding region runs from base 345 to 1337 and encodes 330 amino acids. The transcript is spliced from 6 exons. The record is from RefSeq and is a predicted model, not a curated record.